Molecule: messenger RNA, 351 nt
Organism: Adineta ricciae
Lineage: Eukaryota; Metazoa; Rotifera; Eurotatoria; Adinetida; Adinetidae
Source: the annotation of a GenBank genome assembly
AUGAAAUGUUUACCGAAAGAUCAUCCGGAUAUUGCAAUGUCAUACAACAACAUCGGAGGAGCUUAUCAUGCGCGAGGCAGCUACGUUGAAGCUUUCGGAAAUUACGAGCAAGCACGGCAAUUUGGAACAAGAUGUUUAUCUAUAGAUCAUCCAGACAUGGCAACGACGUACAACAAUCUUGGAACAGCUUAUGGAAAACAUGGGAAUUAUACUGAUGCUCUGAAUUAUUUGCAUGAAGCACUUCGUAUCUGGUCAAAAUCCCCACUUGAAAAUCGUCCACAUAUUGAGGUAGUAUAUGAAAAGAUUGUUGAAGUUUAUAACAUAGUGAAGGCAAACAUACUGAAGCGUUGA